Molecule: messenger RNA, 1977 nt
Organism: Alternaria atra
Lineage: Eukaryota; Fungi; Ascomycota; Dothideomycetes; Pleosporales; Pleosporaceae
Exons: 6
Coding region: 1-1977 (658 amino acids)
Biological process (GO): fatty acid metabolic process
Molecular function (GO): medium-chain fatty acid-CoA ligase activity
Source: RefSeq, a predicted model, not a curated record
AUGUUACCUGUCAUCCUCCUCGCAAACACUCUCAUUGGCUUCCUCCCUAACACCACGACCAUGCCAACCGACCCCUUCAACAAAAUCAGCUUCGACCUAGAUCGUAUCGGCCGUGCACGCCAAACCUCCCUCAUAGAAGAAACAACACGGGUUACCUACGCAAAACAAGGCAUGCAAUUGAACAUUGCGAUAUGGAAUAUGCAUAUACCUGAAUCACACGACUUUAAGGAUAUACUGGAGACGGGUCUGCAGCCUAUGGGUAGAGGAGGUGGAUUUCGCCCGCCGUUGUUGGAGCAAACGGUACCGCAGCACUUUGAAGGUGUUGUGAGACAGUAUGGCGACCGUGACGCGGUAAUAUCACACCACCAACGUAUACGCUUGACGUACGAUACACUCGAUCGCGACUCGAAUAGGCUCGCAAGAGGACUGCAGAAGCUUGGUGUGAAGAAGGGAGACAGAGUUGCCGUUAGUUUGGGUAACAAUGCUGAAUUCGCUACUCUCACAUACGCGCUAUUCAAACUCGGGGCGAUACUGGUGCCCUUGAAUCCCUCGUUUAACGCGCCCCAAGUCCUCAAUGCCAUCAACCACCUAGAUGCCUCACAUCUCAUCAUCGGCGCCGAAACGAACCUCCCGCGCAAAGACCCGCGAUCCAAUAUCUCGCUCCUCACACACUUGAUACCUAAUCUUUCCGGCUCGAGCCUUGAAUCUGAACUGGUUCCAUCGCUGAAGAAUGUCGUGCUGGUAAACAACGCGCAAGGGAGGGUAGCACUAGACGAGUACAGGAGUUUAAAGAGGUACGAGCACGUAUUCGAAGAUGGUGGCCAGGACAAUGCGUUUCAAGACCAAGGGCUGCAUCCAGAUGAUAUCGUGAAUAUCCAGUUCACGUCUGGGACGACGAGCAUGCCCAAAGCUGCGUGCUUGAGUCACAGGAGUAUCUUGAACAAUGGCAAUAGCAUUGGCGACAGGAUGUUGCUGACGCCGGACGAUGUUGUGUGCUGUCCGCCUCCAUUGUUCCAUUGCUUUGGAUGUAUUCUCGGAUAUAUGGCUACAGCGACCCACGGCAGCGCCAUCGUCUUUCCAACCGAAGCCUUCAACGCCCUUGCCACACUCGAAGCCGUUCGCGAAUACAAAUGCACAGCCCUCUAUGGCGUACCCACUAUGUUCGUAGCCGAACUCGAACUGCUGGCUCACGGUGCCGUGCCCAAAGAUGGCUUCCAAUACCUCCGUACUGGCAUCGCAGCAGGCUCUGCGAUUCCCUCCGAACUUAUGCGCAAGCUACACAAGAAUCUGAACUUGACCGAGCUGACAAUCUGUUAUGGCAUGACUGAGACUUCUCCAGUAUCAGCCAUGACCACCACGGAUGAUCCUAUUGAAAAGCGCAUCGACAGCGUUGGCCGUCUCCUCCCGCACGUCCGUGCUAAAGUCGUCAAUCCAUCGGACUGGUCGAAAACCCUCAACGUAGGUCAACGUGGCGAACUCGCAGUAUCAGGAUACCUCCUGAUGAAAGGUUACUGGGGCGAUACGGCACGUACAGAAGAAGUUCUGCAACCCGAUGAGGAUGGCCGAUUAUGGAUGCAUACUGGCGAUGAAGCGUCCAUGGACGAAGAAGGCUACAUUAAAAUUACCGGCAGGAUAAAAGAUCUGAUCAUCAAGGGAGGCGAGAACAUCCACCCUCUAGAGGUCGAGAAUUGCCUGUUCGCUCAUCCUGCUAUUAGCGAAGUUAGUGUUGUAGGUCUACCAGAUGAAAGAUACGGCGAGGUCGUCGCAGCAUUCGUGGUCAGACAUGCGGGCGAUGAGGGAAACGUAACUGCGGAUGAGGUGAGAAGUUGGGUCAGGGAGAAGUUGAGCCAUCACCUAGUGCCCAAGUACGUCUUUUGGGUAGACAAUUAUCCCAAGACCGCCAGUGGAAAGAUACAAAAGUUCAAACUAAAAGAGCAGGGCAUCGCACUGUUGCAGGAAGGCAAAGGAAUGGACUGA